Kockovaella imperatae is the source of this 1194-nucleotide messenger RNA. RefSeq names its product Der1-like family-domain-containing protein. Gene Ontology annotation, cellular component: endoplasmic reticulum membrane; Hrd1p ubiquitin ligase ERAD-L complex. Gene Ontology annotation, molecular function: ubiquitin-specific protease binding; misfolded protein binding. The record is from RefSeq and is a predicted model, not a curated record. The coding region runs from base 350 to 1171 and encodes 273 amino acids. Gene Ontology annotation, biological process: endoplasmic reticulum unfolded protein response. Lineage: Eukaryota; Fungi; Basidiomycota; Tremellomycetes; Tremellales; Cuniculitremaceae. The transcript is spliced from 9 exons.
UCGUCGGUUGACCUUGUCCACUACGAAUAUCAAGCUGAAUUCUCGUAUCGGUUCUGGUGCUGUUGUCCAUCCUCCAUGGGGCUCUCGCAGCGUUUUUGCGCCCUCGCAUUGAAACCAGAGUGGGCAUUCUCCAUGGUGCCGAGUGAUGGACGUCGCUUCUGCCAUGUCGGCACCGCUGAGAAGUCGUUGAAUGCAAGGUUCAAUAUUACGCGGUACGUGGAACCUGAGACCGCGGUCAAGAAUUCCAUCAAUUCCGGCGUCUUCAUGUUAUAGCAUUCGACUCCAUACCACUACUCACUCGUCCGUCUUUUGUGCACGGAGAUCUCGCAAGAGAUAGACUGCAUUGAGCAUGGCAGACUUUGCUGGCCUAUACGAUUCUAUCCCACCAGUCACAAGGACUCUACUGAUAUGUACAGCUCUCAUCACGGCACCAUGUCUUCUACAGGCGAUUUCUCCCGGCUUGGUCGCUCUGAGCUGGUAUAGAGUCCGCAAAUUUUAUGAGGUCUGGAGACCAUUCACUGCAUUCUUCUUUGGCGGAGGAGGAUUCCCGCUAAUCUACGAUGUGUUUCUGCUCUAUCGAAACUCGUCGACACUGGAAAAGGAUAUCUAUAAUAACAAUACCGCAUAUUACACAUGGAUGCAUCUCGUCAUUGGAUGCAUGAUUCUCCUUCUCAACAUCCUACUCUCCCACCCAUUCCUCUUCCGUCCAAUGCUGUACGCUCAGACGUAUCUUUGGUGUAGAUCUCAUGCCACAACAAAAGUGUCCAUCUUUGGUCUGAUCACCAUCCCAACGAGCUUGUAUCCGCCGUCGCUGCUGGUACUGGAUACCGUCACAGGUGGUCCCCAUAAGGCUCUGAAUGGACUCAUGGGCAUCAUCGCCGGUCACGCCUGGUGGUUUUGUUCGACCUAUCUCCCUGACCAUGCUCCAACGUCUGUGAGGCGCCCUAAUCCUCUCGCGAUGCCACUACGAUUCCAAGCCUUGUUCAGGUCUCGAACAAGGGCAUCCACUACGACAUACGGUGCGACUCGCUUGGGCUCAGGUGCCGGAACAAGACUAGGUUCCCAAGCUGCAUCCACGUCGAAUACUACGGCAAGAGACAAUGAGAAUGUGGUCGAGGCCAUGAGACAUCGAUGGGGCAGUGGCCAACGGCUAGGCGGAUCUUCGCUAUAAUAAUGCAUAGAAAAAUCUGAUUC